CCAACUACCCGUACGUGCCGACACGCUGCGUACGAUCUCGUGUUACGAGUGCAUGUGCCGAGCUCGCUGCUGUUGUUGUGCAUAACAGUUUAUGGCCCUAUUGACGUUUUGCGCCUUGUCCUGCGCUGAUUUUACCCACAGCAACCAAUCGAAGCGAGCGUUGGCGACUGACUCAGCGCGCGCAUCGUGUUUUUCAAGAAAAAACAUCGACGGAUUUUCCAGUGAAUCGUUCAUUCGUUUCAUCGUGUUCGAUAAGUGACAGUCGGGGACUACUAUGUGCGAGUGAUUGUUUUUAUACAUGGAAUAACGUAGCUGGUGCAAGGCUAGCCGUUUAUUGUUACUACGCCAACGAAAAGUCGUGCUGUAGCAUAUUUGAAAAAUCGAACGCGUGCCGAGGCUUGCGACGAAUCGGUCGACGCUGCUCGCAAAAGAAGAUCGGCACAGCCUGUGUAUGUGUGUGCGUGCGGACUCGCGAAUGGAGACUUGAAUGCCUGUGUGUGGUCCAGUCCAGAGCUCUUCUGCUGCCGCUGCUGCCGGCGGUCUCUCUCUCUCUCUCUCUCUCUCACUCAAUCGCGCUCGCCAAGGUUAAUGCGCUUUGCUCGCCAGGCACUUCUUGCAAAAAUAUAGGAUUCGCCCCCUAACCAAUGUCGACGAGACAAGACGUGCACAUGACGUUCUUUAAUGAUAAUGAUGUCGUCGUUACCUGCUGAUGUUGCCGCUGUCUCGACGUAUCGUCGCGAUUCUGGCAGGCACUGCUGCUCUCCUCGUCGCUAACCACUCAAGUUGCAGGCAUUGGUGCGGGUCUUGCGUCUCAUCUCUUCGCUAGUGUUGAUUGUAUUCCACAAUAAGUUGCCGUUGAUUCAGUUCUUCUAAUUGUUCUUGUUUGUUGCUGCAGUUUUUGCAGCUGAUGUUGUUCUUGUUAUUAUUGUGACGGUGUUUAAAGUGCCAACUGUGAGGUGUUUUCGAAGGAAAAAAAAUUAAGUAAAUGAAUAAUCAGUCGAUGAGCAAUAGGUUAUAAGUAAAUACAAAGUUUUGAGACGGCCUGCGAAUGAUAAUUGUUGGUAGAGAUUCGCUAGCUUCCACGACGACGCCGACUACCAGCGAAAGCACAACGGAAGGAGGAUGUAGCUCGAGGGGAGACUGUAAGAAGCAGCUCCCUUCAACCCCCGUCGAUACGGCAACUGCAGUAUGGAUGACUCUAGUGUAAGCGUUGCGAGUCGACGUAGUAGCUUUACGAACGAGCACAUUAAAUUCUUCAGUGGCAAAGUGAACAACGAAAUCGAGAGUAAUAAUAGCGAAAGCAGGAGGAGGAGGAGGAGGGACGAGGAGGAGGCUGCGAGAAGGCAGCGGAGGGGGAUUUGGAGUUGGAGCAGCAACGGCCACGAGGAGGAGAGCAACGACGAAAACAACGACGUGGUGGUCGUCGCUGGGACAGCAAUCGAGCCGAGUAUGGAUGACAGCGACUGGUUCGACGGUGUCGAGGAGAUACAAUACAGUUACGCAGCCGAUCGCUACGACGAUUACGACGUCGAUUCGCUGUUCGCGAUAGUUAGCAGUUUCGUGCCGCCGCCACCCAGGCCGCCCUACCUGCCCGACGAGUCACUGCCCACUGACGGCCUCACCACUUGUGAUCUAUGUUCCUGGGCCCUCAGGAACGAUAGGUACUCCUUUUCGCUCGAUGGUACGAUCGAAGCGCCGGGUGAGAUCGGAUGGUUGUUGACCCUCAUCAUCGUAUCUCUCAUAUCAGCCGGUAUCGGAGCAGUAGUCAUGGUCACGCUUUUGCAUUGUCGCAGGCUCAAGAGCGCCAACGGACGCGCCAACAGUGCGAGCUGUUGCGGCGUUGCAUUAGACGAGGAAGUUGGCAGUAGUAGUGCUAGUCAUCGUCGCCAUCACCACCAUCAUCAUCGUCGUCAGGACUCGGCUAAUCCUGCAGGUGGCGGCGUCAUACUCGCUGGACCGGGACCGGGGGGCGUCGGUCUCGCCGUUAUACCAGACAGGCCGCCCUUGGAACUUGACAAGCUGCCGCCCUAUCACGACGUCGCUACCCCGUCUGGAGGACACAACGUGAACGUCUGGUCGUGGCUGAGCACGAGGCGAGGCGGAGGGCCCGCCGGUUGCGUGGUCGGCUCGCCUCUCAGUCUGCCAGGUCAGCAUCACCAUAGCGUCGGAACGUUGAGUCUGCCCGUGGAGAAUCAUUACACGCAUAUGCAGCAGGCCGACGAGGCCCUCUACGCCGAGCUCGACUCGCAAGCGGCCAGCUACGCCAGCGGCUCCGAGGACAAACAUUAUCACGAAUUGGACGCCGUCGGCCUUCACAGACAGCACCAGGACACAGUUUGCUCAAGGCACAGUCAGAGGCGGGCUUGCGAGUCCGAGUACGAGAUGUACGAGAACGGGCCGAGUUUAGUGCUGCCUUCGCCGCAUCAUCAUCAUCAUCACCAUCACGUGUAUCACCACGUACUGGACAAGUCCGGUGGGCCGGGUUCGCAUCAGCACCAUUACAGCGCGGGUAGCGGCGGCAGUGGCGGUGAGGGCAGCAACCAACCGUCUUAUCAGAACACGGCCUACACGGGCAGCGACAACGAGCCCGACAACAGUGCGCCCAGCAGCGCCUAUUACAGCGAUUUGAGCGCUGGAUCAGCCGCCGCAGCAGCUACUGCCGCUACGAAUCAACAUCAUCCACAUCAUAAUCUUCAGCAGCAGCAGCAGCAGCAGCAGCAGCAGCAGACGCCGCAACACAUACCCGUUGCCUGCUGUGGCCAUCCCGAGGAUGACGCGCCGCCGAUUUACGAGCCCGCUCCAAAUUACAGGCUCACGUCGAUUCGCGAGGCCGCUCAAACUGCUAAUACCUGCUCGUCGGAUUAUAUAUGACGACGCGCCAACGAC
This is a messenger RNA of Trichogramma pretiosum, 2886 nucleotides long. RefSeq lists its product as uncharacterized. Bases 1189 to 2871 code for a protein of 560 amino acids. Lineage: Eukaryota; Metazoa; Arthropoda; Insecta; Hymenoptera; Trichogrammatidae. The record is from RefSeq and is a predicted model, not a curated record. The transcript has 6 exons.